This is a messenger RNA of Mus pahari (shrew mouse), 379 nucleotides long. RefSeq names its product small integral membrane protein 22 (gene Smim22). Bases 54 to 317 code for a protein of 87 amino acids. NCBI's taxonomy places the organism in Eukaryota, Metazoa, Chordata, Mammalia, Rodentia, Muridae. The transcript is spliced from 4 exons. Gene Ontology annotation, biological process: regulation of cell population proliferation. The record is from RefSeq and is a predicted model, not a curated record.
CAGGACCUACCUGGCCUGGGGGGAAGGGGUGCCACUAGAGGCAGGUAGCUGAGAUGGGGCUCUCUGCUGAGGAGCUAGAGGCCACUGCAGAAGAAGUACUGGGGAGGCUGAGGAGCCGGCAGCUGUUCCAGUCAGAAUGGGACAUCGCUGCCUUUGUGGUCUUUCUCACAUUUGUGGGGACUGUGGUGUUGUUGCUGUUGCUGGUUGUUGUCCAUUGCUGCUGUUGCUGCUGCUGCAGCGCCUCCCCCAGGCCCCGGAAGGUGAGCCCCUGGAAGGAAAAGCCCAAGGGCGUGGAUAACUUGGCCCUGGAACCUUAAUGCUAGCUUGCCCUUGGCAUGGGUCCUGCUGGAUGACAUUAACAGAGCCAAUGUUUGCCAAA